UUUACAAUGUAUAUAGUUGAGAUGAUGAUUUUAUAAUAAAUCUGAAAUAAGGGUUGGUAUUCCUGUAAGCUAGAGUUGCUUGAGUUGCUUGGCCAAGCUUGACAUUGACACUCAAUGCAACUCAAUGGAUCUUCUUGUGUUGUACAUACAUACGUAUAAUGUAUUUACACCAUAAUUUAAGGAAUAUACUUUUUCUCUGAGGAUUAUCAACGAUUUUAUCUUCAUUAUGAAACGUUCGAUAACUGACGAAAAUGGAGAAACAAAACGUUCUUUUGUUAAGCAAGAGGGUAUCAAUAUUGGAUAUGAAAGUACUUAUCCUUCUUAUACUUCAGCUUCACCCUCGCCUGCGACCGUCACACAACCCUUGCCAGGACAACCCCCAUUACCACCUAUGCCGCCUCCUCCUCCUAGUGGUGUUCCACCACCUCCUCACAUAUUUGGACCAGUGCCUUCUCAAGUUACACCGAUACAAGCAUGGACACAUCCUCCUACACCAUGGCAAUGGAUAACACCACAAGCAUCCCCUUUACCACCUCCACCCCCACGCGAAAUGACUGCCAGUUCAUUUCAAAGAGACUUACCUCUACGAGGUAAUUAUAUGAGAAGAGAAAGAUUUACACAUGCUAAAAGUAAUAUAUAUAUUCAAAGAAAUAACUUUCACCGUAAAAAUAGAAGGCUUGCAAGGUAUGGACAAACUCAAGGUCAGUUUGAUCAAGCAGCAUACUUUGGCACCACAUUGAGCAAUAGUCUAGGCUUAGAAUGGCAAAGAAAUAGUUAUACCACGUCCACAGGCGAUACAAUUAUGAAUCACAUGCCUGUUCCUCUCCCUAAUCAUCCCUUACCUCCUAUACCUCCGGGGAUAUUGCCAAAUAGGCAUGGAGAAGAGACUACGGACCAGGAUGUUAAAACUGUACUGGAGGAAGUUGUAGUCAAAAAGAAUAAACAAAGGAAACCUAUGUCUCAAAGUUACCCUAGUCGACCAUGGAACAGAGAAGAUGCGGAGAGAGCUUUGAAAAUUGAAAAUGAAUACAAUAAAACAGUGAAAGCUCAAAGCUUAAUAAUAAAAUUUCCAGAUCCUGAUUUAAAUAAGGAUAUCGUCAGGGAAUUCCAUCCUGGCAUACAGAAUAUUCAUUUUCAAAGUCCUAGUGGCCCUAGAUACUGUUUUAUACAGAUGGCGGAAAGUGUUAAUAUCGACGAGGCUAUAAAAGAAUUAGAGAAAAUACCUUUCGGUGUAGGUCACUUAAAAGUUGAACGAAAAUCAUUAAGGGAUGAAGAUAAUCCGAUGCCUGAAGAAAUAGAUCCUUACACAUUAUACAUAGGAAAUUUACCGGAAUCUGUCAAUGUUAACGAAGUUAAAAGUAAAUUUCCUACGGCUGCCCGAGUAGAUGUAGGAUACGCUCAGAAAAUGCGAAAUACUCGGUAUGCUUUCAUAAGGUAUAAUAGCGUAGACGAAUCCAUAUCUGCAUACAAACAAGCACACGAUUUAAUGUGGGAUACCAGAAGUAUCAUUGUUAGAUUUCGAAGGCAGCGUGGUAAUACUUGUCUUCCCGGGGAACCUAAACCUAACGUGAAGAAAGUUAAAGAAGAACCAAGUAAUAUCUCGUCAACGAAGAAAGAUCAACUGUUAAAUCACGUGGAUAAAAAUAUAUCGGAAUCGAAAACUGAUGUAGGAAACAGAUUACAAGACAGUUCGAGUAAAAUACAGAAUAAUGCAUGCUCUCAGGUUCAAGAGCAGAAUGUAAAUUUACAAUCCUCAUCUUCCCCUACGCCGACUUCAAUUGCACCUGCCAAGUCGGCGCAGCAACAGCAGCAGCAACCAUGGACUGCUCAGACUCCUCAGAUACCAUCAGCAUCUGAAGCUCCGCCGCCAUGUUCGACUGAUGGAGAGUCGAUUAAGGAAACGACAAUGCUUACAGAGAUUAAAGAAGAACCAGAAGAUUACGAAGAAAUGGACAUGGCUUGCAAUAUACGAUCUGAUGAUGAUGUUGACGAUGACGACGACGACGAUGAUGUAGAAGAGGAUGAAGAUGAUUCAGAUGAUAAUGAUGAGGAUAAUGAGGACGAUUAUGAAGAAGAUGACGACGAAGAAAUGAAUGAAAACAGAAGCUUAUCAAUGAACAAUAAAGAAGAUAUUCCCAAAGAUAUUCCCAACGAGCCAUCCGAUCAUCUCGAUCAAAUGUUUAGCGAGUUAGACAACAUGGCCGGAGAUAUCGGUUUUUAAUUACAUUUAAAAAAUUGACCUCACACCAAUUAAUA
This is a messenger RNA of Ceratina calcarata, 2256 nucleotides long. It is a transcript of the gene Pof, whose product is annotated as RNA binding domain-containing protein painting of fourth. The coding region runs from base 227 to 2221 and encodes 664 amino acids. Gene Ontology annotation, biological process: actin filament polymerization. The record is from RefSeq and is a predicted model, not a curated record. The transcript is spliced from 6 exons. Gene Ontology annotation, molecular function: RNA binding. Lineage: Eukaryota; Metazoa; Arthropoda; Insecta; Hymenoptera; Apidae. Gene Ontology annotation, cellular component: actin filament.